AAAACCGUGGCAAACCAUUCCCUUCCAAAGCUCAAACCAAAUGCGGCAAAUGCCCAACGGCAACGAUCAUGUCCUUCAGUCUCAAAUACUCGACCGUUGGUUCCCGCCUUAAGCACUCCCUCUUCCAUUUCCACUUUCUAUCCACCACUUUGACCCACAGAUUCAAGUCUCCCACUCACCAAAACCUCCACCACCUCUUAGAGAGAUGCUCAUCCAUGAGAGAACUCAAGCUACUCCAUGCCCAGAUCAUCCUCCGUGGCCUAACCCACGAGACCCUCACUCUCGGAAAAUUAAUUUCUUUCUGUGCUGUUGCCGACACAGGCAAUCUCAAAUACGCACGCCUCGUGUUCGAGCAAAUGCCAGAACCCAAUAAAUUUAUGUACAAUAGUUUGGUAAGGGGUUACUCAAAUGGUGAUGAUCCAAUAAUGGCAAUUUUGCUCUACCACCGAAUGAUUGAUUCAGGGCUUUCGCCAAACGAGUUUACUCUUCCUUUUGUUCUUAAGGCUUGCACUCGAAAAUUGGCGUAUUGGGAAGCUGUGCUUGUUCAUGGUCAAGCCAUUAAACUAGGAAUUGGGUCUCAAGUUUGCGUGCAAAACGCACUUAUUAGUGUGUAUUCUAUUUGUAGGUUGAUUCAAUGUGCCUGGAAGGUGUUUGAUGAGAUUUUGGAAAAGACUUUAGUCUCGUGGAAUUCGAUGAUUGGUGGGUAUUCUAGAAUGGGUUGUCGCAAGGAAGCAUUUUUGUUGUUUCAGGGGAUGAGAAAAUUGGGGAUGGAGCCUGACAAGUUCACUUUAGUUAGUUUACUUUCUGUUUGUUCACAAGGUUGUGAUUUGUAUCUGGGAAGAUGUCUGCAUCUCUAUAUUGUGAUUAUGGGAGUUAAGGUUGAUCUAAUCGUGAGAAAUGCUCUUGUGGAUAUGUAUGCUAAGUGUGGGCAUUUGCAUUCAGCUAAAAUGGUUUUUGAUCACAUGCCUGAUAAAAAUGUGGUCUCAUGGACUUCCAUGGUUACUGCAUAUGGUAGGCAUGGGCUCACUCAAUCCGCUCAGCAAAUUUUUGAUAGCAUGCCUGUGAAAAAUGUGGUUUCUUGGAAUUCAAUGAUGUCGUCUUAUGUCCAAGAAGGUCGUUGUAGGGAAGCUUUGAAUCUCUUCCACAAGAUGUGUGAUUUGAGGGUGGUGCCGGAUGAGGCUACCUUUGUUAGCGUUUUUUCAGCCUGUAGCCAAAUUGGAGAUCUGAUCAUGGGAAAGAAGAUCCAUAAUUACAUGUGCAGUAACAAUUUAAUACCCAGUGUUACUCUAUAUAACUCCCUCAUAGACAUGUAUGCAAAGUGUGGGGCCCUUAGAAUUGCCAUGGAUAUCUUUUACGAGAUGCCAGAACAGAAUUUAGUGUCCUGGAAUGUUGUUAUUGGGGCCAUGGCACUGCAUGGAUGUGGCUUGGAGGCUAUUGACCUCUUUGAAAAGAUGCAAGCCUGCGGAGUUUGGCCGGAUGAGAUCACUUUCACAGGAUUGCUUUCUGCUUGUAGUCACAGUGGUCUUGUGGACUUGGGGAGAUAUUACUUUGACAAAAUGAUUUCCAUUUACAGGCUAUCGUAUGAAAUUGAGCACUAUGCUUGCAUGGUUGAUCUUCUGGGGCGAUCAGGGCUACUAGAAGAAGCAAUUAGGUUGAUAGGAGGAAUGCCUAUGAAGCCUGAUGUUGUGGUUUGGGGUGCCUUGCUCGGUGCUUGUAGGACCUAUGGCAAUAUCGACGUUGCAAAGCAAAUCCUAAAGCAGCUGUUGGUGAUGGAGCCACAGAGUCCGGGGCUUUAUGUGCUUCUCUCAAAUAUGUACUGUGAAGCUGAAAGAUGGGAAGAUGUGAAGAAGAUAAGGAAACUAAUGAAUGACCAUGGCAUCAAAAAGUGCAGAGCAAUUAGCUUCAUCGAAAUGGAUGGAUGUGUUUAUGAAUUUCUUGUUGAUGACAAGAGACAUGAAACCUCAAGCAGUAUAUACUGCAUACUUGAUCAAUUAACAGAUCAUUUGAAGUCUUUAGGAUAUUCAUGUAGCCUUUCAAGUGCAUAUUUGGACAUAGAGGAAAUCUAGCGCUGUGCCGAUUUUUUUGUUGAAUCAAGUUAUGAGAAAGUAAAUCCAAACUCUUAAGGAUUCCUUAACCUUUUCUUUCCCCUUCCAUCAAUUGUUAAAUCUUACGGUAAUUGUCCUUCUGAUUAUGUUUGGCUAGGCCUUGCACGAAAGCAAUAAUAGCAUGGACGAGCUGCCAGGGGCAUUGGUGCCCAGCAGCGCCAGCUCGGCUCUGCAGUUGGGUCAGACUUUCUCCGCUUCCUCCCUUCUCUUCAGGUGCUUGGGCGUUGAGUUCUAGAGCUGCACUGCCCUCUGUGAUUGUCAUGGCAAAUUAUUUUGUGAAACUUGUAAAAAAACCAUGGGUGACGAGCAUCAAGGUCACAAAAUUCUCAAAGUUUUCAAAGCUUCGUAUAAGACUGCGAUUCGGCUUACAGACAUUGCAGCGGUAUUUGAUGUUUCCGAUAUACUCCCUUAUGUAAUUAAUAGAAAGGAUAUUGUGUUUCUUCAUAAGAAGCAAGCAGAAAAAUCGCAUAUACCUCGUGCUAACGCUAAUCACAAGCACUGUGAAAUAUGUGGAUAUGAACUGGAUUCGUCCAAGGCUAGUAUGGUGGAGAAAAGAUUUUGUUCAAUCGCAUGCAAAGUAGAAGCCAAAAUCAGGAAGAAUUAUUCAGCGGUAGAUGGAUGUGCAAGAACAAGAAGGGUUGAUCGAGCUGUUCAAUCUUGGGGGAAAAGAAGUAGACGAGGGACAUCCACUGCGUCUUUUCGCAAAAGAAGUCGAAAAGGGACUCCUACAAGGUCUCCUUUCUUUUAGAUUUUCUUGAGACGGAUGGAAGCAAACCUAGAGGAUUUUUAUUAUUUUUAAUGUUCUAUGAUAUUGAUUUUAUUUUACGUUUGAAGUUAGAAAGGCAUUUUAAGCAUUACUUUCAAGAAAGAAAAAUGUUAGAACUAUAAUUGUGA
Corylus avellana is the source of this 2999-nucleotide messenger RNA. Its product is annotated as pentatricopeptide repeat-containing protein At2g29760, chloroplastic. The record is from RefSeq and is a predicted model, not a curated record. Gene Ontology annotation, molecular function: protein binding; RNA binding. Lineage: Eukaryota; Viridiplantae; Streptophyta; Magnoliopsida; Fagales; Betulaceae. Gene Ontology annotation, biological process: RNA modification.